AUGGCCGACCCCGCCCCCCAAGACGCCAACCUCUCCCCCAAGGCGGCCGCCCAGGACUUCAACCAGAGCGAGCACCAGACCUCCGAGCACCAGCUCUCCCUCCGCUCCCUCGUCUCGACCAAGGAGGCUGGUAUCAUCAUUGGCAAGGCUGGCGCCACCAUCGCUCAGAUUCGAAACGACACCGACACCAAGGCCGGUGUCUCCAAGGUCGUCCAGGGUGUGCAAGACCGAGUCUUGAGUGUGACCGGUGACCUCGAAGCCGUCUCCAGCGCCUACGCCGAGGUCGCCCGUCUCUUGCUCGAGACUCCCCUCUCCGACUCUUCUCUCCCUCCCCCUCCUGUCGGCUCCUUCACCUCCAUCCGCCUCCUCAUUUCCCACAACCUCAUGGGCACCGUGAUCGGCCGCUCUGGCUUGAAGAUCAAGCAGAUCCAGGACCAGUCUGGCGCCAGGAUGGUUGCCUCCAAGGAGAUGCUUCCCCAGUCUACUGAGCGUGUUGUCGAAGUUCAGGGUUCUGUCGAUGCCAUCAAGACUGCUGUUCUAGAGAUCGGCAAGUGCUUGCUCGAGGACUGGGAGCGAGGAGCGGGUACCGUGCUCUACCACCCCGGAGCUGCGGGCGAUGCUGGUGUCCUUGCUGGAGGACUCGGUGCUCAGGCUGUGACUGGAAGCACUGGUGGUAUCAGGAGGACUUCUGUCGCUGCUGGUUUCGGCGGCGCCCCCAGUGGCGGUGCCCCUGCUGGGUUUACCGACAGGAGAGUGUCUCGAGGUUCGAUCUCUGGACCUUCUGGUGCUCCCGCUGAGCGAAGGCAAAGCGAAGCGCCCCAGAUCAACCUCAACGACCCCAACCUCCGUACCCAAAACAUCUCUAUCCCCUCCGACAUGGUUGGUUGCAUCAUCGGUCGAGGCGGCUCCAAGAUUACCGAGAUCCGACGACUUUCUGGCUCUCGUAUAUCUAUUGCCAAGGUCCCUCACGACGAGACUGGUGAACGUAUGUUUACCAUCCAAGGUACCCCCGAGGCGACCGAGCGUGCUUUGAUGCUGCUCUACUCUCAGCUCGAGUCUGAGAAGGAGAGGCGUGUCAACGGCGCUGCCGCCCAGGAUGGUUCCAUCACCGGCGACUUUGCUUAA
Molecule: messenger RNA, 1125 nt
Organism: Cryptococcus wingfieldii CBS 7118
Lineage: Eukaryota; Fungi; Basidiomycota; Tremellomycetes; Tremellales; Cryptococcaceae
Product: cytoplasmic protein
Exons: 3
Coding region: 1-1125 (374 amino acids)
Biological process (GO): 3'-UTR-mediated mRNA stabilization
Cellular component (GO): nucleus; cytoplasm
Molecular function (GO): mRNA 3'-UTR AU-rich region binding
Source: RefSeq, a predicted model, not a curated record